Molecule: messenger RNA, 2598 nt
Organism: Hyposmocoma kahamanoa
Lineage: Eukaryota; Metazoa; Arthropoda; Insecta; Lepidoptera; Cosmopterigidae
Exons: 9
Coding region: 1-1707 (568 amino acids)
Biological process (GO): cell surface receptor signaling pathway; adenylate cyclase-activating G protein-coupled receptor signaling pathway
Cellular component (GO): membrane
Molecular function (GO): G protein-coupled receptor activity
Source: RefSeq, a predicted model, not a curated record
AUGUUUAUUUUCAAAUUAAUAUUCUUCGUAGCUCUUAUAGAGCAUUGUAUUCUCGGCGCUAAUGCGUUCCAACAAAACAAAAGUGUACAUCAUACACGACGGUCAAGCGUGGACGAUAGUUUCUUCAAAAAUCAAAGAGCACCAUCCUAUCGCUCUUUUCAACCGGUUUCCAUCAAGUACCACAAAACAAUAUAUCCUAGAGCCGAUGAUAGAGCUGACUAUGAUAUAACUUCGUAUGAUACGGAAUAUGGGGGAGUGGUUUCCAACUUUACAUCUUCUAUUUAUGAUGACAAUCCACCGCUUUACCCAAAUCCGGAAUUCUUAUCAAGGAACCAAAUGAACAAAGCAUCCGACAGCAAGAUAAUGGAUGCAGACAUCGAUCUCCCGGACGAUUCUUUGGCCGAUGCUGAUCUCAAGGAGCAUAACAUCAUCGAUAGCGUCACAUACUUGUACGGCUUUAACAAUUGCCACGCCAGGAACGAGUGGACAAUACUGAUUUUUAUAACGUGCGGCAUAGCAAUGUUGCUGGUAACAGCAGCAGUGAUGUGGCUAAUGUGGAGCGAGUUUGCAGCGGAGUUUCGGCGCGGCAGUAAGCUGUACCCGAUCAACAUAAAUCUGUGCUGCUGUCUCGCUGCGUGUACGCUUAUUUAUGUACAAGCUGUAAUGGGAGUAUCAUCGCCAUCUCAAUGUGAACGUAUAGCUUUGCUACUACACUACACUUAUUUGUGUUGUGCGAUGUGGAUUGUAGCCCUCGGAGCGGCCGUGGCCGAAUAUUGUGUCUGUGACACGCUACUACCUUUGAAGUACAAUUAUUUACUCGCUUAUGGAGUGCCAGCUGUUGUGGUCAUGUUUAAUUACGCUCUCUCUAUGGAACACUAUGAGAUAAAACACUACUGCUGGAUGUCGAUUGAAAAAGGCAUGGUAAUGGGUUUCAUGGUACCAGCAAUGAUACUGAUUUUAAUUAAUACUGCCAUCAUUAUACUCGGAUUGCAAUCAGUUAAUAAGAAACAAGCUGAAAUGUUAACUGCCAAAAUACAAGAGCUGGUUGAUCAUCAUAUAGCUAAUUGGCCAAAAAAUGAACCCAUAGGGGAGAAUAAAAAUGAAAGUAUAGAAACUUUGAACAUUUACACUCCGGGGAGUAGCAGGAAAAAUACUGACAGUACUGACACUUUGGAUAAGGAGUAUAAUUUGAGCGAAGAUGAAUGUGGCUACGUGAAUUUAAAACUACCUGGUAACGAGGCGAAUGACGAUGGUAAUGAGCAAACUAACGUAUCAGCUAAAACAAUUCAAGAUAAACGCCUUUUGAACAUGCUUUACAAUGAUAACUUGUCUUGGAAGUGGAGUUGGAAUACGGAGGGUAAUGAGUUGAAGAGUUACUUACAUCUGUGCCUCGUACUGGAGCCAUUCUUUGCGAUAAAUUGGGUUAUGGGUGUCGUUGCUAUUGAAAAUGCCGCACACUGGUCUACGCCGACGAUUUAUUUGAUACUUGUUGUUGCUAUGUACAUGUACCUUGCCACGACUAUCUGCACGACGUUGCCUAUCGUCCGCAAAAAGUGCGCCAGUCAGCCUUGCUGCGAGGACGUCGUUGUGGAACCUACCGUCACUAGAACGAGAACCACCGACAGCAUUCCCCUUUUAGACCCGGCAAUACAACAACCAAUUAUAACGCCAGCACCCGCUGAUACAAUAAGCACCAUCAGUAUCUGAGAGUACAAAGUAAAAUCGAGGAAUUGUCUACAAAGUCAACAAUUAACGGGGCUCUACUUAAUAUGGUCUUGUGCCAGACAUGUUAUUUGGCGUAUGCCAAGAAACCAGAAAUAUAGAGUUCUCUACAUCUAUUGACCACUUUUUGUGGUCGUUUUGGAAAGCGACGGAAGAAAAAGAAAUAAUUUUCAUAUUAUCGUUACCGAACAUUUUGAAUGAAGGAGCAAAGUUUGCUACUAGUGAGCAUGCGUCAUUGCUAAUUCUUUUUAAAAGGCGUUUAUGCCCUUUUUUAAUCUAAAUCAAGUUUAUUUAUAACUUAGCCUUCAAUGGCCCGUUAAUGUGGAAAAAUUUGGAAAGUUUGAGUGUUUAGUCACACUGACUCUUAGUAAAAAGUCAGCGAUAGCACAUCACGUAUGGAAUUUGUAAAUUAUGUCUCACAUUUUUACUUGCAUGACCAAUUAAAGGUCUUUAAAAUUAAUAAGCUACGGGUGUUUGCCUAUAAGAAAUGCAUUUUAAAUGGGACUAUAUUGCAAAGAGCCCUUACAAAAAUAAUUUUAUAAGUAUUAAAGAACAGGAUUUAAAGUGAACAAUAAUGUUUUCAUUAACUUGGCAUGUUUGUCUGGUUAAAUAGAUGUCUAUGUUAAGCUCAAAGAAGGAAAACGAUCAUUGAACGAAAGAAGUCCACAACGCGUUGUGGUCUCCUUAAAAUAUCCAUAUCACGUUAAUUGCUCGGAAAUGUUAUAUAAGAAUGAACACAAACUUAAUAACAACACAACGCGUAGUGGUUAAAUAUUAAUAACAACACAACGCGUAGUGGUUAAAUAGUUUCAUUUCCUAUGUUGAAGAUACUUAAGAUAAAAAAAAAACGUCAUUGCAAAAUAUAGAAAAAUAGGU